Molecule: messenger RNA, 1686 nt
Organism: Lentinula edodes (shiitake mushroom)
Lineage: Eukaryota; Fungi; Basidiomycota; Agaricomycetes; Agaricales; Omphalotaceae
Exons: 3
Coding region: 1-1686 (561 amino acids)
Source: RefSeq, a predicted model, not a curated record
AUGGCGUCUCCAGGGCCCUCUAAUUUGCAGUCUAUAUCUGCCAUGUCUUCCCGCACAAAGUCAAAACCUCCUGCUCAUUCUAUGGGUAUCACUGCCGGGGCUGAAGAUGUUAAGUAUCAAGCCAAGUACAAGGAACUAAAAAGAAAAGUAAAGGAAAUCGAAGGCGACAACGAUAAGUUACACUUCAAAGUUUUGACUGCAAAACGCAACAUCCAGCGAAUGAAACUUGAAAGAGCAAUUCUCUAUGAACGCCUGGCUCAAAUUUCUCCUUCGCCAGUUCCUAACGACCAACCCUCUAUAUCCGCUCCUCAUCCUGCUGCUGUUGUACACCAUUCGCCCAUAAUCCAACCUGUGCCUAAUCGUCACCGUGUCGAUGUCGGAGAUCUCGUAGGCAUAGACUUUGAUGCAAACUUCGUUGAGUAUUCUCAGCCACACUCGAGGAUCAAUCCCGGUCGACCUUUGCCUGCUAUCGAUACAACUAUAGCACCUAGUGCGCAUCAUCACAUACCACCACCUUCGUCGCGUCACGGUUCAGGUUCAGGUUCUGAUAGCCGCCAGCUUCCACCUUUUACCCAGUUUCUCGACCAGCCCCGAAGCCCUCGUUCCCAUCCUCAUUCUGACAGUCACCAACGUACACGCUCUCAGUCCUCUUCCUCCCGCUCUCACAACCUUCCUCUGCAACAAGCUCCCUAUCAUAUUGGUAAUGCCCAAGGGCACCAAUAUGCCGACAGUCUUCCUCCAAUGCAACAUGCUCUACACAGUCCACCGCUCUUGGACCGUGAGCGUGAAGGUUCACGUUCUAGACGUCACGAUCUGCAUGAGCUAGCUGGGACGCAUGAUGCCCAUGCACAUUCGAUGCCUCCACUUUCGCCCUCUGUAGACAGUCGCUCUUCAGCACGUAUUCACAACCAUCAACGUUUAGGUCCAGGCACGUAUAUAAACCGUGACGAUCCACGUUCCCAUGAAAUGGACCGCGAGCGAGACUGGGAGCAGGAACGCGACAUUCGGGACCGCGAACUAAACUAUAGCAACGCCAGACAACGCGAACGAGAUCCUGUUGUGAGCAGUAUGCGUUCGCCACCCCCUGUGCACCGUCGAGCACCUUCAGCAAUGGAUUAUCAUGAUCAACACAUCCCUUCUUCGCGAGCGCGCGAAGAAUACUAUCAUGAAAAUUCUCUUGGAUCUGGUGGCCCAAGUGGAGGUGGUAGUGGCGGCAUUUACGCCCGAGUUUCACGCUCCGGUACACCAGGUUCAGGUUCAGGUUCAAACUCUGCAGGUGCUAAUGAGGGACCAUCUCGCCCCGACUCUCGAAGUAGUUAUUUCGAAGAUCGUUCAAGAGGCUAUAGAUUCCGCCAUGUUAAUGCCGGGCUUCCGACAAACGAGGAGCCAACUCUAGAUUUCGUACAUGAAGACGGUAGAUCGCAAUCCCGUGAUCGUAGUAAUGCCACUGGUGUAGGCUUUCCACUUCAACAUCGCGAGACAGUAGAUGCCGUUGGAAGAAUGGAUUUGCGCCGGGAUCGAGAAAACAAGGAUGCCAAAAGGAAGAUUCGUGGGGACAUGGAUGUUGAUACGGAGAAUGGCUCUACCGGUGUUAUGUCCUCCUACCCCGGUGGGAUAUCUGACGAGCGAGGAGGGAAGCGAUAUCAUCGUGAUGAUAACAUAGAAGAUGUCCGAAUGGGCCCAUGA